Molecule: messenger RNA, 1370 nt
Organism: Ichthyophthirius multifiliis
Lineage: Eukaryota; Ciliophora; Oligohymenophorea; Hymenostomatida
Exons: 7
Biological process (GO): magnesium ion homeostasis
Cellular component (GO): intracellular membrane-bounded organelle
Source: RefSeq, a predicted model, not a curated record
AUGAAUUUCAUCCUCCAGGAACACCCGAAUUUGAUAUUUAUUUAUCAUUAUCUAUAUUUGUUGUAUGCCUAGCUGGUAUCUGUUCUGGAUUAAAUGUUGGUUAUUUAUCAAUUGAUUAAUUAUAAUUAUAGGUUAUGUUAAAAAGUGGUACAGAAAUUGAAAAACAAAGAGUAUUUUUUUAAACAAACAAAAAAUUUAAAAAAUAUUUUUAGGCAAACAAAGUUAUUCCUAUCCUAAAAAAUCACCAUUUAUUAUUAUCAACUUUAUUAGUAGCUAAUGCUAUUGCAAUGGAAGCUUUACCUAUAUUUUUGCAUUAAAUAGUCCCAGCUGCAGCUUCGGUUAUUAUUUCUACUAUUGUAGUCCUUAUUUUUGGUGAAAUUGUACCUUAAGCUUUAUGUACUGGCCCUAGAUAAUUAUAAAUUGCGGCAUUUAGUACACCUAUUAUUAUGUUUUUUGAAUUUAUAUUAUGGCCAAUAUGUUACCCUAUAGCAAAAUUUUUAGAUUUGUUUCUAGGAAUACAUGAAGUAACUAAAUUUCCAAAAAAAGAUAUAAAGGCUUUAAUUGAAAUACAUUAAACAUCAGAUGAUUAAACAGGACAUUUAUAACAUGUAAAUAAAAUUGCAUAUAUAAUAUAAAUUAAAUAUAAAAUAAAAGUUUGGAUUUAAUUAAGAAGAAGUAAGAAUGUUAAAAUCAACUCUAGAAUUAAGAGAUUAAAAAGUUUGUGAUAAAAUGAUACCAAUUGAUAAUGUUUAUAUGCUUAGUACUGAUAGCUUUUUUGAUAGAGAAUUAAUAAAAGAAAUACAUAGCAAAGGAUAUUCAAUGAUACCAAUUUAUAAAGGAAAUGAUAAAACAUGUAUUGAAGGUGUAUUAAGAACUAAAUAUAUAUUAAAAUGUGAAGAAAAACAUUUAAAUAAACCUAUUGCAAAUAGAUUUCCUUUAACUAAUCCUUUAAUGAUUGUUUAGGAUACAACUAUGUUAUAAAUGAUUUAAAUUUUUUAAUCUUAAAAAUCUUCAAUGGCAUUUAUAACUGAUGAAAUUAAGAAUAAAAUUAAGAUGAAAAUAAAAAUUAUAUAUGAGUAAUAAAGAUAUGAUUGUUGAGAAUUAUAACUAGAUAUUGGGUAUUAUAUGCUUAAAAGAUGUUUUUGAAGAAAUUAUUGAUAGAGAUUUCUAAGAUGAUGAUGCAAAUUAGAAUAUUAUAAAAAAUUAUGAAAAAAAUUUAAACAAAGUAGAUAAAGUUUAAGUUAACCUUUAAUUGAAUGAAAAAAAAAAAAAAAAAAAAAUUUUUUGCUUAAUAAUAAUAUAUAAAAUAUUAAUAUUUAACUAAAUUUUAAUAUAAUAUUGUAUAUAGUUUUUAUUUUUAAAUUAAAAUU